Molecule: messenger RNA, 3156 nt
Organism: Salvia hispanica
Lineage: Eukaryota; Viridiplantae; Streptophyta; Magnoliopsida; Lamiales; Lamiaceae
Product: nucleolar-like protein
Biological process (GO): maturation of SSU-rRNA
Cellular component (GO): nucleolus; Noc4p-Nop14p complex; small-subunit processome
Source: RefSeq, a predicted model, not a curated record
CAGCUUCCGGUUCUUUGACAAUCUCUGUGCUUCAUCAGAUUCUUAAUCAACCUCCGUUUUACGAGAGAAAAGGUUAACAAAAUUUGAAGAUGGCGAAGAAUUCGAGCACAGGAAGUGCGAAGAAGAAGAAAAGUAAGGGAAAGAUAAACAAAAAGCUGAGCUCUUUAAAUUCAGAUUCAAAGAAAAUCAAAGGGCCCAAGGAGAACCCGUUUGAGAACAUAUGGUCGCGGCGAAAAUUCACUAUACUGGGCAAGAAACGCAAGGAUGAAGAAAGACGCCGUAUUGGGCUCUCGCGCUCUCUCGCCAUCCAGAAGAGGCAGAAGACGCUGCUGAAAGAAUAUGAGCAAAGUACAAAGUCUUCUACUUUUGUGGAUAAGCGAAUUGGAGAGCAAAAUGAAGGACUUGAGGAGUUUGAUAAGGCAAUUUUGAGGUCUCAGCGCGAACGGCAGUUGAAAUUAAAAAAGAAAAGUAAGUUCAAUCUCUCUGAUGGUGAGGAAGACAACUUUGAGAUUCAAGGCGGUGGUUACUUCCCAGGAAGGGAUGAUUUUGAAGACGACGAACCAUUUUACGGGGAUGAUUAUGAUGAUGAUCUACCAGUUGGACAAAACAAAGGACAAUUUGAUUCCCAUGAGGCAGAAGGUGAACCAGUUUCAGGAUCUGCUGAAGAACAAAAUAGGCCUAAGACCAAGAAGGAAGUGAUGGAGGAUAUUAUAUUCAAAAGCAAAUUUUUCAAGGCUCAAAAAGCAAAGGAAAAGGAAGAAAGUGAACAGUUUACCGAGCAAUUGGACAAGGAUUUUGCUUCUUUAGUUCAGUCAGAGGCCCUCUUGUCAUUGACACAACCAAACAAGAUGAGUGCUCUCAAUGCUCUUGUAAACAGCAGAAACUCAAAUGAUAAUGCAAAGGAAGAGGAGGCACCUAGAAUGUAUAACAAAGUCUCCACUCAGCAUGAAAAACCUGAUCACUAUGACAAACUGGUGGGUGAAAUGGCACUUGAUAUGAGGGCUCGGCCAUCGGACAGGACAAAGGCACCUGAAGAGCUGGCACAAGAAGAGAAGGAGCGUCUAGAGCAGUUGGAGGAAGAACGUAGGAAAAGGAUGGCUGCUGGUGAUGAUUCCAGCGAUGAAGAUGCUGAGAAUUUUGAAGAUGAUGACGGUGAAGCUUCAAAACAGAUUAGUCAUAUAUCUGGGGAUGAUCUUGGUGAUUCCUUUUCUGAAGCCAUUCCAAAGACUAAAGCUGUCUGGAUUGAUGACUUACUUAAAAAAGAUGGUGUUACUGAUCCUGAGACGGAAGAUGCUCCAACUUCUGGAGAUGAAGAAGAUGAUGAUAACGAGGAAGAUGAUGAUGAGGAGGAGGAAGAAGGAUCAGAAGAGAGCAGUGGUGAAGAUGAAAAGGCUCAGUCUCUCAAGGACUGGGAACAGAGUGAUGAAGAACAAAUUGAUUCGGAGGAUGAAGAAGAAGACAAUGGCAGUGAUGAUGCUACUGGUAAAAAAGUUAUCGUGGAAAACCAGAAGAAGAUAUUAAAAACCAAGGGAAAUCAAAAUAAUGAUGCAGGUGCUCUCGGAGUGAAAACGAUUCUUAAAGAGGAUGUGCAUAAGAAAGGGGAGCUUCCAUACACAAUUGAAGCUCCAAAAAAUUUUGAAGAAUUUAGUGCCUUACUGAAAGAUCUUUCUGAUGAUCAAGUUGUGGAAGCUAUCAGGAGGAUUCGAACAUAUAAUGCUAUUGCUGUUGCUGCCGAGAAUCGGAAAAAGAUGCAGGUGUUCUAUGGCGUAUUGUUGCAAUACUUUGCUGUUUUAGCAAGCACAAAGCCACUAAAUUUCAAGUUACUUAAUUUGCUCGUCAAGCCGCUAAUGGAAAUGAGUACCGAGAUCCCGUACUUUGCAGCCAUUUGUGCUCGUCAGAGGUUGCUUCGUACCCGUACCCUGUUCUGUCAGGAUAUUAAGAAUACAGGAAAUAAUUGUUGGCCAUCUCUCAAGACACUUUUCCUCAUGAGGCUGUGGUCUAUGAUUUUUCCAUGCUCUGAUUUCCGCCAUGCUGUUAUGACUCCUGCUAUCCUGUUGAUUUCUGAAUACCUUAUGCGGUGUCCGAUAACUUCUGGCCGAGAUAUUGCGAUUGGCUCCUUCUUGUGCUCUUUAUUGCUAUCUGUCAGUAGACAAUCCCAAAAGUUCUGCCCUGAGGCUAUUACAUUCUUGCAGACUAUGUUAAUGGCAGCUCUAACUAACAGACAAAGAUACGAAGCUUCUCAGUUAUGCCAUCUUAUGGAAUUAAAGGCUCUAAGGUCAUUACUCCAUAUGCAAGGACAAGUUGAAGAGAUUAACUCUUUGGAUUUUCUAACACUAAUGGACUUGCCAGAUGAUUCUCCUUAUUUUACCUCGGACAAAUUCAGGGCGAGCAUACUUUGUGCAAUAAUUAGGAACCUUAAAGGAUUUGUGGACAUUUACGAGGGAUUCAAGUCAUUCCCGGAGAUAUUUUUGCCAAUGGCAAAAAUAUUACACGGACUGGCAGAAGAAGAUCUGAUACCGGAUGCAUUGAAGAAAGAAUUCAAAGAUGUUGCACAGCUUAUCGAGACCAAAUCUGAGGAGUACCAGUCGCUGCGACUGCCUCUGAGAAUCCGAAAGCAGAAGGUUAUCAAAACAGCCAUUCCAAAGUUUGAGGACAACUUUGUGAAGGGAAGAGAUUAUGAUCCAGAUCGGGAGCGAGUGGAGAGGAAGAAGCUGAAGAAACAACUGCAGCAGGAGGCGAGAGGUGCUGUGCGUGAACUAAGGAAAGAUAACCACUUCUUGUUUGAGGUGAAGGAACGGGAGAAGGCGCGAAUGCAGGAAGAAAAAACUGAGGUGUAUGGAAAGUAUAGAGCUUUCCUCCAAGAACAGGAGCAUGCAUUCAAGUCUGGCCAGUUGGGGAAAAAUAAGAAGAGAAGACGAUGAAGAUGACAACCCUGUCUGUUCUGGUAAUUUUUAUCUUUUAAUUGUUUGAAGACCAGAUGGAUGCUCUACAGGUGCUUGCUUCAUCCCAUCUGUACAGAUUCAUGGAUGAAGUUUUUGAUUUAGUUUAAUUUUUAUCUGUUGUAGUUUGUGUUAUUGUACCCAUAAUUCUUCUUAUUUCAUGGAUAGUUGGUUUUCUGAUCUAUAAAAAAAAGUUAAUAGACAUGUUCUAUGCCAA